Messenger RNA from Drosophila bipectinata, 1341 nucleotides. RefSeq lists its product as uncharacterized. Lineage: Eukaryota; Metazoa; Arthropoda; Insecta; Diptera; Drosophilidae. The record is from RefSeq and is a predicted model, not a curated record.
UACCAGACCAGUUUUUCACAAUGUCGGUUUCCGAUCUCAUCAGUGCCUUAGAUGCUAUUCCCAAGGUCCAAGCCGCGACCCCCGAAGUCCCCGUUUCAGUGUUCCUUGAUGCCCCCGAGUGGCUCACAGAAAGCUAUCUGCAGGAUGCCUUGCAAAAGUACUACAGCGAUCAGCGGCUAAGGAUCGACUGGGUGAAGGUGAAGCCAGCCCUAGGCAAGGGUGAAAACUAUGGUGGAGUCCUGACCCGGGUCAAGGCUCAGUUCACAAGGAGCGAUGGCACCUCCCAACUGGGUCACUACAUCAUAAAAUCCACCUUCGAGGGAAACGAAUUCGCCCAGAGCACUAUGGAGCCAUACGACAUUUUCAACCGGGAGAUGGAAAUCUACGAGAAGGUCCUUCCCAAGCAGAAGGCUCUUCUCCUGGAGAUUGGCGACACCGAGCAGAUCUUUGCCGAAACUAUGGCUGUGGAUUUGCCAAACUCGGCUUUGAUAUUUGAGGAUCUGAAUGCCAGGGGCUUCGUGAUGCCCGAUCGGCUCGCCGGGCUCAACCAGAAACUGGCUAAAAUAGUGCUCCGUAAAAUGGCCAAAAUGCAUGCCACCUCGGCCGUCCUUAACCAAAGAGAGAACCAUGUCUUGGAGACCUACGAUCGGGGCUUCUUCAAUCGCUACACAGAAAACUACGCUCCAGCCUUCGUGGGCAUGUUUGAGGCUGCCAUUCGGCGGGUGGCCCAGUGGCCUGGAUACGAGGCCACUGCUGAGAAGAUGAAGACUCUUGUGCCCAUCUACAUGGAGCUGGGUAAACGUGUCUUUGACAUCAGCCCAGGCCACAUUAAUGUCCUGGCUCACGGCGAUCUGUGGACCAACAACGUUCUGGUCAAAUACGACAAGGAUUCGGGGGAGCCACUAGAUGUGAUCAUUAUUGAUUUCCAGUACUCCGCCUGGGGAACUCCGGCCAUCGACCUUUUUUACUUCAUGAACUCAUCCUUGGAAUUUGAACUCCAUCGGGAUCAGCAGGAGCAGCUUAUAGCGUUCUACUACGGCAUCUUCUCGGACACCUUGAGGAGGCUGCAAUUUCAGCAGCCCAUUCCUAGCUUGCACCAGUUCCAUCAGCAGCUCCACCAGAAAAAGUUCUAUGCUGCUCACGUUUCCAUGUCCGUUUUUGGCAUUCAUCGAAAUGUAGAGACCGAAAACGCAGAUUUUAAUGCUCUGAUGGAGACCAAUCAGCGCUCAAUUAACUUCAAGGAUGCCUGUUACAAGAAUCCGAUUACCUCGAGGGUUCUGCGGGAGCUUCUUCCUGUGUAUGACGCAGAGGGCUUGCUCGACGCAGAUCAGUAAAUCCUAA